Messenger RNA from Papaver somniferum (opium poppy), 558 nucleotides. Its product is annotated as aerolysin-like protein. Lineage: Eukaryota; Viridiplantae; Streptophyta; Magnoliopsida; Ranunculales; Papaveraceae. The record is from RefSeq and is a predicted model, not a curated record. The transcript is spliced from 2 exons. Bases 1 to 558 code for a protein of 185 amino acids.
AUGUCGACGCGUAUGCCCCCAUUGUCAUUGAGGAGCCUGUUUUAUCAAGAACUAUCGACAACGUCAUUUAUGACCUUACUGAUGCAAGGAUUUACGACGAGCAUGUUAUUGCUUGCGAAUGAAGAGGCUAGGAACAAAAAGGGAGAAGGUUCCGACACGGUUAAAUUGAAUCUCAAACAUACAGAAAGGUAUACUAGGGAAUGGACAGCAAGCGUAUCGUUCACACUGGGUGUCAAGGUGAGUUUAAGCGUAGGUGUCCCAGAAAUAGCGGAGGGCAAGGUUGAGACAUCCUACGAGUUUAAAAGUUCGUAUGAAUGGGGAGAAAGAAAUGAAGAUGAACUUGAAAUGGGGUCUGAGUAUACAGUUACUGUGCCUCCUAUGAGUAGCGUGAAGGUGAGUCUGAUGGCGACACGGGCUUCAUGCGACAUACCCUUUUCGUACACUCAGCGUGACGUCUUAACAAAUGGAACAGUAAAAGUAUACUACAAGAAUGAUGGCAUAUUUAAGGGCCGCAAUGCCUACAACUACAGACUGGCAGUGGCAUUGGCAGUUAUGUAA